Molecule: messenger RNA, 688 nt
Organism: Durusdinium trenchii
Lineage: Eukaryota; Dinophyceae; Suessiales; Symbiodiniaceae
Source: the annotation of a GenBank genome assembly
CGAGGCGACCCCGGGCCUUGUGAACGUGCAGCCCUCCAUGCGCUGGUCGGCAUUGCAUCAGGCGGCUGAAGCAGGUGAUGAAGGAGCAGUGCGCUUCCUUCUUGAGAAAGGUGCCAACCAAAAUUUGAAGACCAAAGAUGGACGUACAGCUUUACAGGUGGCGAAGAAUGCGAGCAUCCGCGCCCUACUGGGAGGGGGUGAGAAGCGAUCUGCGGAGAUGGAAGGCCAGGUGCCAAAGCUGCCAAGGCGGCUGUGGCGGCCGUUGCGGCUGCACCUGCUGCACCGGCGGUGGAGCUGGAGCUGAAAGUACACUACGCAGCGUCAGGGGCAGAGCUGGUCUCAUUAAAGUGGCCUUCUGACCAGACAGUGGAGGCAUUACAGGAGGAAUUGAGAAAGCAUUUGGAGUCUGGACAGAUAGUCUGGGAUCACAGAGAAACCAGAGAUUGAUAUUCUCUGUGUUCACAAAAAAGGAACGGUCAAUUUUUGCAUGAUCUAUUUGGUCCUGCACCUGGAUUUUUGAUCUAGAGAUAUCAAUUUGUUUGACUCUAUGAAUGCGGGGAGGUCGUAGCACAUCAUGGCCAUAUUGCUCAGGUUCAAAGCCUUCUGAAAGAGAACUAUCCACUGACUGCAAAUCAAACACUGCGGGAUGCUGGAGUUGAGACUGGCACCUCUCUCAAUGCAGUGAUUG